Messenger RNA from Odontomachus brunneus, 6348 nucleotides. RefSeq names its product activating signal cointegrator 1 complex subunit 2-like. Gene Ontology annotation, biological process: regulation of DNA-templated transcription. Gene Ontology annotation, molecular function: ubiquitin binding. The record is from RefSeq and is a predicted model, not a curated record. The transcript is spliced from 6 exons. The coding region runs from base 140 to 1024 and encodes 294 amino acids. NCBI's taxonomy places the organism in Eukaryota, Metazoa, Arthropoda, Insecta, Hymenoptera, Formicidae.
UUUCGGAACGCAGCCCGAGCCAGGUCUGCAACACGGAGAGAGAGAGAGAGAAACGUUUCAACAUAUUUCCUUUGUCAAAUUGAUAAUUGGCAGCGAACACAUAUUUUUGUUUGGCGGAGACAAUGCAUUGUAUUAAAUCAUGAAAUUCUACAAGAAUCCUUCAUGCACCCCACUGGAAAUGCUGAAAUUAAACAUUAAAAGUGAUGGAGUGGUUGAUGUAAAAACAUUGAAUGCAAAGUGGACAGAAAAGCGUUAUUUUUUACAUUAUGAAGCACCAGAGAUAUAUAAAGAAGAUGGUUCAGAAAUUGUGGGUUAUAAGGAAUAUUGGAUAGAACUUGUUAACUAUAUUAUUGAAGAUUUAAUCUGGCUACUGAAUCUUCCAUUUUAUCGAUUCUGGUCUAAUAUUAUAUAUAAUACUUCAAUUAUAGAUACAUUAGUAUCUUUUUUACAAGAAGCCCCACCCUUUUAUGCAUUAGAAACUUUUCCUGCUAUACCAGAAAUGCUUGAAGCAUUAGAAAAGCUUCGUUACAAUGUACUUAUGGUCUUUGUUCGUCUUGUCACAAACGAAGAAAGUUUAACAGAACAUAUGCAAUACUCUUACAUGGGAAAUUUAUUAUAUAACAAUUACAUCUUUACAGUACCUAUUAUAUUUGAUUUAUGUCAACUAUAUGGUAGAGAAAAUAACAAACUUAUAGAAAAAAUUUUACAUAACAUAUUUAAUAUGCAGCCAUUGUACAAUGAUGAUCUAGAGAAGUCUGUGCCAUGCCUUAUAAAGGCUCUCAAAAAUGUGGAACAAAAAUUUGAAGAUUGCCCAACUGAUGCAAUAGAAGCAGUGGCACUCUCAGGGAAAGGAUGUGCUGCUAAAAUGACAUUGCAUAAAUUGGAGGGAUUAAUAUUGUAUAUUUUGGAUUUGUCAUCAACUCUCACCAUAUUUUUGAAACGUUAUCCUCCAAUAAUUGACGUAUUUCAUAGGGAAGAUUUUAUGAACAAAACUGUGAAAGAAAUGACCUGCCCUUUCAUAUAAAAGUAUAUUGAUAAUAUAGUAAAUGAAAUAUUUUCCUAUAAGGUUUUGCCUUCAGGAAAAUUUUUGUUUUCUUUUCUUUUCAUAAAUAAAUUUUGAAUAUUCACUGAAUACACGUAUAAUUUACGUGUGUUGGAUGAGUCUAUAUUGUCAAAAUAACAAUAUUUAAAUUAGGUCAAUAAAAUUCAAACGUUAGAUACUAUUAAGCGAUAAAUAUGAAAAAAAUUGAAGAAUAACUUCUAAUUUGUAGAAUAUUAAUGCUUGAAAUACAAUGUGUGUAAUACUAUAAAGUCUCGAUUCACAAUAAAUGAUGUCUUUAGCUUUGUGUUCUAAACCCGAAACUGUUGCUAAUUUGUGACAAAAGACGUUUCCCACAUUACUAGACAUUACAGUUCCUAAGUUUUAAGUUAUUAUAAUUUCUGGUAGCAUGGAAUGGCCGCCUUUUGCUAAAAAUUGCGUUAUUGUUUCGGACUUAGAGCAAAAAGCUAAAAGUUUACCUCAUGCAAUAUGUUAAGGCCUUAAAGUUUCUGGCUAGUCGCUGUGACUGUCCUUGUUUAAUGACGUCAGAAGCGAGAAAACUCAUGUCAAGAUUUCGUCCGUUAUACUUUUAAUUAAAAAGAUAUAUCCACAAAGUGACAUUAGUGAUCGAUUUAGUACACUUGAAAAAUUCCGAACAUUUUUUUUGCUCGAACAAUCAAUAAAUAAUCGCAAAAUUAACUUGAUAUGGAACUUUCCGUUUUAAUCUCUUUUCUCAAAAUUAUGUCAAUCUUAAUUUUGCGACUAUUUAUUGAUUGUUCGAGCAAAAGGAAAGUAUUCGGACAAUUUUACAAGUGUGCUAAAUCGUCCAUCAAUGCCAUUUUGUGGAUAUAUCUUUUCAAUUAAAAAUAUAACGGACGAAAUCUUGACAUGCGUUUUCUCGCUUCUAAAGUCAUUAAACAAGGACAGUCACAACGACUAGCCAGGAGCCUUAUGCUCAUAACAGAUGUAACAAACUUGUAGCUUGCUCUAAAUUCAAAACUGAUGUAAUUUUUAACUAAAAACAUUUUCUGUUAUGCCGAAAUCAUAAUUUCUAAAGUAAGCUGACCAGAUUACAGUUGUUAAAUUAGCGCACAAAAUGUUUUUUGCCAGAAAAUAUAGGCCUUAAAGCAAAAAGCUAAAACCUUAUUAUAUUUGUUGUGGAUCAGAUUUAAUGUUCUUCCAUAUUUCAUAUUUUUCUUGAUUUUUUUAAAUAUUUAGCACAAUAUUUAGCGUUUGAUUGUGUAUCUCACAGCUUUAUAAAUGAUAAUAGAAUUAUUGUCUAUACAUUUAUUUAUUUCCCUAUAAAUUACUAUUUCUAUUCAUACUUAUGUUUAUAAAUACAAUGAUAUUAAGACAAUUAAUUUCUAUCAUUUCUACAAUCUUAUUUAUCCGAACUAUUCAUCUUUAUUAAACUAUCAUAAUGUCAAAAUACAUUAAUAGAGAAUACUCUGAUAUAAUUCUUUUUUUAUAUUUGGUAAAUCUCCAAAGAUAAAUCUUUAGUUUGUGAUUACAGGCAACAAUUUCUUUAUCAAAUCAUUCCGACAUCAUUUACAAAUACAAAUAUGAAUAAAAAUAGUGAUUUAUGAAACAAUAAAUGUAAGUUGAUUCAAACAGAGCGAGUAUAGAAACAUAUUCAGUAAAUAUUAAACGUUUAUUUUCUUAAAAACAAAGUUUUUUAUGAAAUUUUCCUUUUUAAAUUCCUUACUUAUUUUUGCACAAGAAAUCACUUCUUUUAUGUGAUUGGACUCUAUAUGUUCAUUUGCCCAGACUUUCCUCCGCAUUUUUUGUGGAAACGUGAAAUAGAUUGAGGUGAACAUAAAAGUUCUAUACCGAUUUGCGAUAUUCGCAGUAAUAGUUGAGGAAUUAAUCGUAAAAGAUUAAGGAAAAACGCAUGCUGAAUUGUAGAGAAAGAAGCGCUCGAGCCGCAGCGCGGCUCAGUAAUAUAGCGCGUGGUGAUUGGAAGAACAAUGCGCCACUGCCUGUGUUUAUAUCGCUACGCUCCUACGUCUUACUUCAGCGCGGUACGGCAAGACUUUACAGCGCAGCGAUAUAAGCAUAGGUAAUAGUGCGUUUUUCUUUCAACCGCCGCAGUGUGAUGACAGGUCCGGAAACCAGACAUCGAUAUCUAAAAUAAAAUUUGUAAAAUGUUUUGAUACAUGUUUAGCGAAUUCUCAUGUUAAAACUAAAUGAAAACAAUAUGACUUUUACAAUAUAUAAAAUAACAUUUAAACUUGACGUUAAAAUUAUCGUCAUGUUGAAAAAUUAUGUCGUUAUGCAUAAUACAUAUAUUUAACAAUAGAAUUUAUUUAGUAGAUAUCUAAAGUUUUAAGCUACCCAAAAGUUCACGGUCCAAAACAAACCAGAAAUUGCAAUACGCUAAUAGAUAGCGUAUCUAGUUUUCUGAAAUCUCCUAUUAUACUCUAGGUGCCUCUAUCAUGACAAAAAUAGGAUUGAAAGUUAUAAGAACACGGUAAAACAUUAACUUAUUAAAGCCUAUAGCUAGACAAUUAAGAUUAACAAAAAUUCAAUAAUUGGAAAUAGAACCGGAGCAUGUAAAAAUAAAUUUUUCUCAAUAAAUUAUCAUGUAUAGUAAAAUAUUUUUUGUUGCAUAAAUGGAGAACAAUGUAACAAAUAGUUACAUAUAUACAUAAAUGUUUCUUUGGUAUUUUUCGAUAAGAUCGAUUGGCGCAAUCAGUUAUGUUCUAUAGCCAAUAUUUAGUAAUUUGUUUCUAACAAUUUAUUGUAAAAUUUAUUUUUGCAACGUACUUUUUAUGUUCGUAAUGGUUUUCUUAUAUUUGAAUCCAUUUUAUUUAUUGCUUUUGCUAAUCUUAUUGUUCUAACCAUGGAUUGGAGCAAGUUGUAAUCAGCCAUAACAUUUAUUUUUUUUGCAUAAACGAAGAACGAUAUGACAAAAAGUCAUAUGUUUCUUUUGUAUUUUUUUCCGUAGGAUCGAUUGACGUAAUCAGUUUUAUUCUACAGUUAAUACUUAUUAAUUUGUUUAUAACAAUUUAUUGCAAAAUUGAUUUUUGCAAUUUGUUUAUAACAAUUUAUUGCAAAAUUGAUUUUUGCAAUGUGUUUUUAUGUCCAAGGUACUUUUUCAUGCUUCGAUUCUAUUUCCAAUUAUUUUUGUUAAUCAAAAAACACGGACGUGUUUUGAGCGCCGAGUUUUAAGCGCAAAAGCAGGGCCCGCAAAGGACCUGCAAGUGUUUACGUCCCUGAUCUGAACGGCCAUGUUAUCUUACGUGAACCAACUAGUUGAGCGGAGGCAAGAUUAUGUAUUCCGCUAUAACUACAAAACCGAUGCAUUUCUGAGUAGUCUCGAUUCUUCGGGGUUAUAUUACUUAAUAAAACUCUACUUUUGCUCUUUGUGUCUUCUAAAAUCUAGAUUUCUAGUUUAAAAUCGGAAAUAGCCAGAUUAUAUUACAUGAUCACGAAUUGUCAGAAAAUUGUGCACCUGAACCUUGUUCCGUGGAGUGGCGCUACAAGAGGAAUUGUGUAUCUGAAUCUUAUUCCGUGGGAUGGCGUAACAAAAGAGAUAAACUAUCGGUUGAUAGAUCGAUAUACAGGAUAUACAGGGAUAUCACACUAUCCGUGCUACUUCUUUUAUUCGGCAACCGAGUGUCAUACGGAGAUGAACAAAAAAUUGUUAUAAGAAACCUUAUUCAUAGAAUCAAUUGGUGCUACUAUGAUUUUCUGGAAAAUGGAAAUGAUCGAAAAAAACCGAAGAAAACUUCAAAAUUUUAAAUAGGAACAUGUAUAGAAUGUGAUAUCACUCAAUAGAUCUCUUCAAAAUAAACAACUUUUAUUAGAAACAUUUUUUUGUUAUUUCAACUAUUAACUGAAGAAAAUUAAAAAAAUAAAAAUUUCAAAUACGUUAACACGUUUCACAUUUUCACGUUAUAUAUUUGAUCUGAAAAACAAGGGCUAAUAAAAGGAUUGAAACACGUGUUAACAUAUUUGAAAUAUUUGUUUCUUUUAUUUUUCUUGGUUGAAAUAACAAAAAAUGUUUCUAACGAAAGUUGUUUAUUUUGAAGAGACCUAUUGAGUGAUAUCACAUUCGAUAUAUGUUCCUAUUUAAAAUUUUGAAGUUUUCUUCGGUUUCGGUCACUUCCAAUUUUUUCCGGAAAAUCGUAGUAGCACCAAUUGAUUUUAUGGAUAAGAUUUCCUAUAAAAAUUUUUUGUUCAUCUUUGUACGACACUCGGUUGCCGAAUAAAGGAGGUGGCACGAAUGAUCUGAUACACCCUAUAUAAUGCCAAUGAGAAGUAGUGAUUCGAGCCCGCACACGCAAGAACUUUUCUCCCUCCACUUACGCGCACAGACUGUUUUGUCUAUUCAUGUGAUGACGAUCGUCACAUGGAUAGGCAGAACGCUCUAUAUGCAUAAGUGAAGGGGGAAAAAUGCUUUUGUGCGCGGUCUUGAAAUCGCAACGUUGAUGAGAAAAUAGGAAUUCGAGAGUUAUAUGUUGACAUAAAGCACGACAGAGAAAAAUAUAAUACGUAAGUCGUGAAUGAAAGGCUAUUAUUGUAUGGACGCGAUUAUGUAUACGUUUCUCUUUGAUUAGUUUAUAUCUAUUGUCAUGUUCAAUAUAGCCCUUGUACAAAAAUGAGCGAUAUUCUAAAAAACUUACCUUUUAAAAAAAGGUAAAAACAGCGCCGAGUUUUUGCGCUCCUUACAAAAAACUAAUGUAAAAUAAUCAGUAUAAAAAAUUAUAUUAAGGGGGGACGCUUACCUAGAAGACUAAGAAAUAUAGGUCUUUUUAAGAAUUUUUUUUAAACAACUAAUAGGUUGUUGUAAAUAAGAAAUAGCCCAUUGCAAAAUAUAUAUUUUCAAGUCUUUACAGUAUUUUUUUUAUUAAGAAAUAAUGAAAAAUAAGUGUGAUAUAAGCUAUGCUGCGAACGUUCUUUUUUUGCGGUGACCACUCUAGCUCCAAGCAGGAUUAUCUGAAAUGAAAAACACGAAAAUUUUUACAUUAUAUAUUAGAUUAUCUAAAACCUAACGAGGCAGAUUUUUGAAAAAUUGAUUUUGAACAAAAUGGCGGAGAUGUAAACUUGAAAUAUUGUUUCCUGGCUAAAAAAUCGCUUGUUUUUCGUGUAUAAAAAAAUAAGUAAACAAAAAAAAAGAAAAACCUUCCGUUGGAUUUUAGAUUUUUAUCUUUUAAAUAAGUCUACAAAGAUAGAGGGAAAUCGGUCGACUGGUCUUUUAGUUAUGUUACUGAUAUUGAAAAUGUGAUUUCGAGAAAAACGCAUUUAAAGUUGUAUGUCAUAUUUACAUUUAAAUAACAAAUUAAUUUUUUAACUUACAUGGAAUC